Biomphalaria glabrata is the source of this 702-nucleotide messenger RNA. RefSeq lists its product as uncharacterized. Bases 1 to 702 code for a protein of 233 amino acids. Lineage: Eukaryota; Metazoa; Mollusca; Gastropoda; Planorbidae. The record is from RefSeq and is a predicted model, not a curated record. The transcript is spliced from 2 exons.
AUGGGCGACUUUAAUGCUAAGGUUGGCAAUGACCACAGAGGAUAUGAAGAGGUCAUGGGAAAACAUGGACUAGAAACUCUUCAGAAGGUCAAGGAAAGAAGAGAGAAGAAAGCAGGCGUAAACAAGAGUAAAACAAGAGCAGCAAAAGGAAAAACACAAAAAGAAUAUGCUGAAAUAGAUAAGAAUGUCAAGCGUAGCAUUAGAACAGACAGGCGUAACUACAUUGAAGCACUGGCAGAAGAAGCAGCCCUUAAGAACAGUACCAAACGACCUGUCAUCAAAAAGAUAUCUGGAAAAUUUGCCAAGUCAGAGAGACCAGUAAAGGACAAAAAUGGUGACGUGAUAACAGAUGAAGAAGGAUACAAGAAGAGAUGGAUUGAACAUUUCCAGGAGCUUCUUAACAAACCUACUCUUUCAAACCCACCGGAGAUACCGCCAGCUGCAAGAGACCUACCUAUCAAGUGCAGUGCACCCACCAAGGAAGAGAUUCGCAGCGCAAUCAAGCAAUUGAAGAAUGGUAAAUUUGCAGGACGUGACAGCAUCCCAUUUGAAGCACUAAAGACAGACAUUGAUACCAGUGUGAAAUUACACUACCCUCUCUUCUGCAAGAGAGGGGAAAAGGAAGAAGUGCCACCAGAGUGGAAGGAGGGCUACCUCAUCAAACUCCCAAAGAAAGGUGAUAUUAGUUCCUGCUCCAACUAG